Molecule: messenger RNA, 910 nt
Organism: Hypanus sabinus (Atlantic stingray)
Lineage: Eukaryota; Metazoa; Chordata; Chondrichthyes; Myliobatiformes; Dasyatidae
Gene: prdx6
Product: peroxiredoxin 6
Exons: 5
Coding region: 83-751 (222 amino acids)
Biological process (GO): cell redox homeostasis; cellular oxidant detoxification
Cellular component (GO): cytosol; mitochondrion
Molecular function (GO): peroxiredoxin activity
Source: RefSeq, a predicted model, not a curated record
CCCCCCUUAUUAUCUGCCUCCGCCCUCUCUGUGGUUUCAAUUUUUUGUUGCAGAAGGGGGAAAGACAGUCCCAGAAACAGCGAUGGGAGUCAAUCUGGGCGAUACGUUCCCGAAUUUUGAAGCGAAUACUACUGAGGGCACGAUAAAAUUUCACGACUGGCUGGGAGACUCAUGGGGCAUUUUGUUCUCCCACCCAGCUGACUACACGCCAGUCUGCACCACAGAGCUGGGCCUCGUGGCAAAACUGAUGCCAGAAUUCGAAAAGCGCAAAGUGAAAGUAAUUGCUCUAUCGAUUGACAGUGUUCAAGAUCACCUGGGAUGGAUCCAGGAUAUCAAUGCCUACAAUGGAACCAAGCCUGCUGAGAAGUUGCCAUAUCCCAUCAUUGCUGACGAAAAGAGAGAACUGGCUGUGAAACUCGGAAUGCUUGAUCCUGCGGAAAAGAGCAAGGAUGGCCUCCCAUUGACUGCUCGUGCUGUGUUUGUGAUUGGCCCUGAUAAGAAAAUGAAGUUGUCCAUCCUCUACCCAGCUACCACUGGGAGGAAUUUUGAUGAAAUUCUAAGAGUAAUUGACUCUCUGCAGUUGACAGCUUGUAAGAAAGUUGCCACACCUGUGAACUGGAAGGUGGGUGGGGAAUGCAUGAUUCUUCCCAGCAUCAGUUCGGAGGAGGCAGCCCAACUGUUCCCAAAGAAAUUCCGCGUUGAGGAGCUCCCUUCUAAAAAGAAUUACAUGCGCUUCACACCCCAACCUUGAAACCCAGGAGCAACUGAGUUCAGUUACACUACACCUCUUGUGCCUGUCAAUUUACCCAGUUAUCAUAUGAGAAUAAAUUGAAUUGUAUGGUAAAAGAUAAUUGCUUUUCCUGAUUAAUUCUAAUGAAGCCUUCUACCAAUAAAAAUCUAAUUUUGUGAG